CAUUCACAAGGGUAUGCCCCACAAGUUCUACCAUGGCCGAAUUGGGCGUGUCUGGAACAUCACCAAGCGCGCUAUUGGCGUGGAGGUUAACAAGCAUGUUGGGAACCGCAUCAUUAAGAAGAGGAUUCAUGUUCGUGUGGAGCAUGUCCAGCCCUCUAGAUGCACUGAGGAGUUCAGAAACAGAAAGUUAAGGAACGAUAAGCUCAAGGCCAAGGCCAAGUUGAAGGGUGAGGCCAUCAGCACCAAGAGGCAGCCAGAGGGUCCCAGGCCAGGUUUCAUGGUCGAAGGAGCUCAGUUGGAAACUGUCACCCCCAUUCCUUAUGAUGUUGUCAACGAUCUCAAGGGUGGUUAUUAGAUCUUUUUAUGUAUUAUUUUUUCUUCUCAAUGUUCUGUUUUGUUCUGUUCUUGUCUGGUUUUGAUUUUGUUUUCAAGACUACCAAUGGAAACAUUUCCUUAAUUAGUUC
Messenger RNA from Humulus lupulus (European hop), 464 nucleotides. Its product is annotated as large ribosomal subunit protein eL21z/eL21y-like. The record is from RefSeq and is a predicted model, not a curated record. Lineage: Eukaryota; Viridiplantae; Streptophyta; Magnoliopsida; Rosales; Cannabaceae. Gene Ontology annotation, biological process: translation. The transcript has a single exon. Gene Ontology annotation, molecular function: structural constituent of ribosome. The coding region runs from base 14 to 355 and encodes 113 amino acids. Gene Ontology annotation, cellular component: ribosome; cytosolic large ribosomal subunit.